UUCAGCUGUUGAUACAUUGACAAAUGAAAAUGUAAAUAAAUUCUUUUUGGCUAUUGUGUUGUUUAAUCAAAUGGACGCAAAGAUUAAAAUCCUUGUAGUAGGCGAUGUACGCGGACGCUUCAGACAGCUUUUCCAACGCGUGGAUAGCAUCAACAAAAAAGCUGGUCCUUUCGAAAUAUUACUGUGUGUUGGUGAAUUUUUUGGCGCCAAAGAGCAAAAUGAUGAACUGAUUGCAUAUAAGAAUGGCAAUAAGUAUGUGCCCGUGCCCACCUACAUAUUGGGUCCGUGUUCCAAGGAAACAGUCUGCUUCUACGAUGACUUAGUGGAUGGUGAAAUAUGCAGUAAUUUGACAUACUUGGGUAAACGCGGAUUGUAUACGCUCAGCUCUGGUGUAAAAAUAGUCUAUUUGAGUGGUUUGGAGAAGCCCGAUGCAGAAAAAUCGAUUGGCGACGAUAGUAAGAUUUACUUUGACAAAGAUGACAUAUUGUCAAUACGUAACUCCUGCGUGAUUAGUAAAACUUCUGCCUCCGACUAUAAAGGCGUCGACGUGCUACUCAGCUCACAAUGGCCUUACGGCAUAGUGGAAGAUAGUAAAAAUUCCUCAAAAUUGCUAUCGUUUUUGUGCAAAGAAAUCAAGCCACGCUACCAUUUUUGUGGUCAUAAUGGCAAAUAUUACGAGCCACCACCGUUCAGAAUACCCUCUGACCAGCUUACUCAAUUGGAACUUUGCACCCGUUUCAUUUCGUUGGCGGAUGUAGGCAAUGCGAACAAGGAAAAAUAUAUUUAUGCUCUAAGUUUAACGCCUGUAGAGAAAAUGCGCGUUUUGGAACUAAUACAGAAGACAACAAAUGAAACCAAAUGUCCAUUCGUGGGAAUUAAUUUUAAUGAUGUUACAGCGCGCGGCGAGCAAUCGGACAACAAGCAAUAUUUCUAUGAUAUGCAGGCAGGCGGUGACGAUAAUCGCAAGCGAGGCAGCGGCGGAGGUCAACGCCGUGAUAAACGUCCAAGAAUUAUGAAUAUCGAUCAAGAAAAAUGUUGGUUCUGCUUAUCCUCGCCCGAAGUGGAAAAGCAUUUAGUCAUAUCGAUUGGGGAGAAUUUCUAUUUAGCUUUAGCAAAAGGCCCAAUCAAUGAGUUUCACGUGCUUAUUAUGUCUAUCACGCACAUUUCCUCUGCAUCAUUGCUCUCCGACGACGACUGGCAGGAAUUAACUAAAUUUAAAACAGCACUGCGUGACUUUUUCAAAUCGCAUGGGCAGGUUGUUUGCUUUACCGAGCGUCACUACAAGUCAUCUCAUUUGCAAAUUAAUGCAUUGGGUAUUGAUGAAGGAUACGCAUGGAAGAUCAAGCAUGCUUUUGAAGACAAAGCUGAAGAAUUCAAUUUGGAGUUCGAAACACUGCCUCCGCUUACUGCAUCGCAAAUGUUGCCACAGCAAGGUCCCUAUUUCGUAGCGGAGUUGCCUGAUGAGAGUACAUUAAUAACGCGCCAAAUGAAACAUUUCCCACUGCAUUUUGCGCGCGAUGUCUUUUGUUCCGAAAAUUUACUGAACUGCGAAGAAAAGGUUAAUUGGAAAGAUUGUAAACUAGAUAAAGAGGAAGAGAUUGAAAUGGUGAAAAGUUUUCGGAAAAAGUUUCAACAAUAUGACUUUACACUGUAAUGUUUUAAUAAUCGUAUCGAAAAUAUUUAGAGAUUGUAUUAUAUAAUAAAUAUUUCAUUAGA
Messenger RNA from Anastrepha obliqua, 1716 nucleotides. Its product is annotated as CWF19-like protein 1 homolog. Bases 71 to 1654 code for a protein of 527 amino acids. Gene Ontology annotation, biological process: mRNA splicing, via spliceosome. The record is from RefSeq and is a predicted model, not a curated record. Lineage: Eukaryota; Metazoa; Arthropoda; Insecta; Diptera; Tephritidae. Gene Ontology annotation, molecular function: RNA lariat debranching enzyme activator activity. Gene Ontology annotation, cellular component: post-mRNA release spliceosomal complex. The transcript has 10 exons.